CAACAUUGAACUCCAACCUCUUUCCCUGCCCUGCUUUUUAUUUUAUUUUUUUACUGCGCAUAGUCGUCGCACCACAACUAUACAAGGUGGUGAGCAUGCUUUUUCCUCGAUACCGACGAUAGCUUCAAUUUGCGUGUUGUCGCAAAUCCAUAUAGUUGCCACUGUCGCCAGUUGGCCAAAAUGACGAGCCCAACGCGGGAGUCAUUCCCACCCAUCGCGCAAGCUUUCAACACCUUCACGGCCACCACGCUCCCUAACCAAAUACACUCCCCGCCGUCACCUCACACUCAUAGAUUGCGCAAGCUACAAUCCGCACAUAACCUCGGUGCCGCUGCCCGAAUUUCCAGUCAAAACUCGUUGAUAUCCCAACAGGUUCUCCGACAUCCCCAAGGACAUCCCCAAGAGAGCGUACCACCUCUGACUCGCAAUGCCAACAACCGAUCCCCACAGAGAAACAGAGCCAACUCAGACGCGACGCCCCCGCCACCCCUGCCACCCCCGACGCCUUCUAUAUUUCCAAACAAUCUUUUACUAUCCUUAAACCACAAGAGAAGCGCUCUAAGUAAGGCUUCAAGAGUAGCUGAUGCUAUGUCUCUAGACAGACUGAUUAGGGAGGGGCCCCCUGAUGGAGAUGUGAAUGGUGCAUUAGAGAGUGCGCGUCUUAAGGUCUUAGAUCAGGGUAUCAGGAGCGACGGCGAUGGAAUGUCGCGGACUAGAAUCUACUUCUGGCUUAUAUUUAUCGAUGCGCCCAUUCUUGAUACUGACGAGUACCUCGGGCUCAUACAUCGAGGCGCUUCUCCCGCUUACUCCAAAAUCCGAAACGACACAUUUCGAACCCUGACUACCGAUCCCCUUUUCCGUCGCCGCGUUAGCGAGGCCAGUUUGAUUCGUCUUCUUAACGCUAUCGCUUGGAAGCUUCACGAUGCGAAGGAAGAACGUCGCCCAACAAGUAGCAGAUUGUCUCUCGCCGCGACCGAAAGCGCUGGUAGCUCUCGCAGCGAUAUCUCGCAAACUGAUGCCUCUUCACCGUCUGCUAGGAACCGUGCCCGCGCCCUUACGCUCACGACGGAAGGUUCCGAUGCUACUACCUCGGAACCCGGGACUUACGUACAGGGCAUGAACGUGCUUGCUGCUCCGUUCCUAUAUGCAGCCCGCAGCGAGGUGGAAGCUUUCGCUGCUUUCCAUACGCUCCUAACCAAGGAGUGUCCUGGGUACAUUAGAGGUGCAAUGGACGGGGUUCAUCGCGGUCUGGCACUCGUUGACAAAGUAUUGGCCAUCGUGGAUCCUAAGCUGAGUUUCUACUUAACAUCCAAGGGUUUAUCAGCAGAGAUUUAUGCAUUCCCCUCUGUUCUUACGCUCUGCGCAUGUACUCCCCCUUUACCAGAGGUACUGAAGCACUGGGAUUUCCUCUUCGCCUACGGGCCGCAGUUGAACAUCGUGUGUAUUGUUGCCCAGCUAAUCAUGAUGCGCAAUGAACUCCUCACCUCUUUGAAUCCUAACAAACUCCUUCGAUCAUUCCCGGCUUUACGGGCAGAAAUGAUCAAGCGAACAGCUCUGGCUAUUAUUAGGAUGAUACCCGACGAUAUCUAUGCUGAUAUCAUACGACACGCUCUAUAGCAUACCCCUUCUCAAUAAGUGACGCGGCAUGGUUCUCUACGAGUUACGCUCAUAUGACCCAGGUUUUAGUAUUGGAUCAUACAUACAUACAUACAUACAUCUUUGUAAUAACGACUCCAACCGUCGACAAUCGUUUCAAAGU
This is a messenger RNA of Daldinia vernicosa, 1759 nucleotides long. Its product is annotated as TBC-domain-containing protein. Gene Ontology annotation, cellular component: mitotic spindle pole body. Bases 181 to 1617 code for a protein of 478 amino acids. The record is from RefSeq and is a predicted model, not a curated record. NCBI's taxonomy places the organism in Eukaryota, Fungi, Ascomycota, Sordariomycetes, Xylariales, Hypoxylaceae. Gene Ontology annotation, biological process: activation of GTPase activity; negative regulation of septation initiation signaling. Gene Ontology annotation, molecular function: GTPase activator activity. The transcript has 3 exons.